This is a messenger RNA of Felis catus (domestic cat), 729 nucleotides long. RefSeq names its product membrane spanning 4-domains A12 (gene MS4A12). NCBI's taxonomy places the organism in Eukaryota, Metazoa, Chordata, Mammalia, Carnivora, Felidae. The record is from RefSeq and is a predicted model, not a curated record. Gene Ontology annotation, biological process: cell surface receptor signaling pathway. Gene Ontology annotation, cellular component: plasma membrane.
AUGUCAUCCCAGCCAACAAACCAACCUCAAACAUAUGAAACCACACUCAGUCCUUACCCACCAAGCAACACCAUGGCUCCUGGGUCUCCACCACCUCUGGGUUUCACGCACCCCACAAAACAAGCUCAGAGUGCCCAGCCUCCCUUCUUUGGGUCUCCAGGAAUCAUCACCAAGAGUCAGCAGGGCCAAGGAAACAUACAAAUGGUAAACCCAGCUACAGGAGCAGCAACCACAAACUUUAGAGAAGAAGCAAAGAUACUAGGGGCAAUCCAGAUCCUGAUUGGAUUGAUGCACAUUGGUUUCAGAAUUAUUUUAGGUUUAAUGGACGCCAUUUAUGGACUAGUUUUUGCAUUUCUUUCCUUUGCUUUUAUUAGUGGAUAUGCGAUCCGGGGUGGCAUCUCUAUUAGAGGCAGCCUAGGCAUGAACACGGUCAGUGCGAUUUUGUCCACUGGAGUGACUCUGCUGCUGCUGGAUGCGGGUAUGAAUGGGAUCCUCAGCCAAGACUGCUGGGCAAUCAUAAGUGGGAAAGGAAUCUCAGCCCUGCUGAUCAUGUUCUCGGUCUUGGAGUUCUGCACAAAUUGUACUGUAGCCCAUUCUGCCAACGAAGCAAUCACCAAGACCAGCAGGCCUGUCCUGGUUAUUCCAAAUGUGUAUGCAACCAGUACCUUGGCACCAGAGUCUUCCUCAGCUCCUCCCAGAGACGAUGGCCACCUCGCUUAUGCCAUUUAA